Caenorhabditis remanei is the source of this 750-nucleotide messenger RNA. RefSeq lists its product as uncharacterized. The record is from RefSeq and is a predicted model, not a curated record. The transcript is spliced from 2 exons. Gene Ontology annotation, biological process: embryo development. Lineage: Eukaryota; Metazoa; Nematoda; Chromadorea; Rhabditida; Rhabditidae. Bases 1 to 750 code for a protein of 249 amino acids.
AUGGAAUCUGUGAAAAUGGGUGGACAACAUGUACGAGUCAAAAUGGAUCAUUCGCAUGGAUAUAUUAUUUCAUACUGGGAGAAUACAACGGAGGGAUCAAAAGUUAUCACUGACUAUGUUACCAAUCUAUUCAAUAUUGAUGUAUCAGAUAUCUGGGCUUCAAAGCAAUCCUUCCAUAUAAUUCAACAUGUGAUCAGUAGACAAAAGACACCAUUGAGAUACGUUAGUUACUCGGACUCCAGUGCCACAUCAUCAGAAGAAAUGACAUAUAUUCUGAAAUUCUGUCGUCCUAUGUCUCAAUUAAGCAUGCACCUAAAACCUCCUCAAAACUUUCGGUUUACGGAAAAGUUUCCAAAAAUCGAUUGCUUAGAUAUUAGUGGAGAAUGGGUGACACUUGACAAUCUGCUGACAAUGGAUGGAAUCGAUAUUAUUCUCGGAUCAUCUACACUGACUAGUAGUGAUGUGAAUGUCUUUCUGAAACACUGGCUGUCUGGAGGGUGCCCGAGACUCAAGUUUUUCUUGACUAGAAUUGGUUCUGUGAAUAUGUUUCAAGUACUUGAUGGUCUCAUGCAUAACGCCGUUUUUGUGGAGAACAGUCGAGACUACACCAGCCCAUAUGGAUACAGCAGAACCUUGUCAGAUGGAUAUGACACCCAACGUGAGGAUGGUGUGACAGCUACAGUACACUAUCAACCACCGAGAACCUUAAUCAUUGCAGUUUGGCCAGAGACCACUUAUAAUUAUAAUUAA